CAUUAAAAAAUCACAGAUUUCGGAUGAGGAUUUGCAGCAGAAGUUAGCAGACAAAAUUGGUGUUCAAUUGGCGAAACAAGUAAUUGAUAAAAUUGGUGAUAGUGAAGUUAUUAUAACUAUACUUAAUUGUUAA
Messenger RNA from Dentiscutata heterogama, 133 nucleotides. The record is from the annotation of a GenBank genome assembly. NCBI's taxonomy places the organism in Eukaryota, Fungi, Glomeromycota, Glomeromycetes, Diversisporales, Gigasporaceae.